CUAACCAAGACUCCAAAACGACCAAAACCCGAUUAAUGGUAUAGUUCAAUAGUGAUAUAUUCUGGCGUAUUGUUUGAUAUUUAUAAUUUUAAGUGUUACUCGUUUACUGUCUAUUCGGCUUUUAGAAUUUUAGUUAAUACAAAAAAUAAUAUCUUCUUCGAACGUACUGGUCAUUAUUCGUGACUUUCUGAGCGGCCCUACAUCUUCUGUGACUGUCCCCAACUAGGCUAAAGUAUGCAGCCGGCCAGGGAUCGAGAAAAAUCAUCCAGCAAUGUGAAACCAAAUUACUCAUUAAAAUUUACAUUGGCUGGUCACACUAAAGCCGUAUCAUCAGUGAAGUUCAGUCCUAAUGGUGAAUGGCUUGCAAGUUCAUCUGCUGAUAAAUUGAUUAAAAUUUGGGGUGCUUAUGACGGCAAAUUUGAAAAGUCUAUUGCUGGACACAAGUUAGGAAUCAGUGAUGUCAGUUGGUCAUCAGAUAGUCGUCUUUUAGUAUCUGCUUCUGAUGAUAAGACGUUAAAAGUUUGGGAAUUAAGUACGUCAAAGUGUGUCAAGACACUUAAAGGCCAUAGUAACUAUGUUUUUUGUUGCAAUUUUAAUCCACAAUCAAACCUMAUAGCUUCUGGUUCUUUUGAUGAAAGUGUACGAAUUUGGGAAGUAAAAAGUGGUAAGUGUCUGAAAACACUUCCUGCACAUUCUGAUCCAGUUAGUGCCGUUCAUUUUAAUAGAGAUGGAUCCCUAGUGGUUUCUAGUAGUUAUGAUGGUUUAUGUCGUAUUUGGGAUACUGCCAGUGGUCAAUGUUUAAAAACACUAAUUGACGAUGACAAUCCACCUGUUUCAUUUGUAAAAUUUUCUCCAAAUGGAAAGUACAUCUUAGCUGCUACUCUUGAUAAUACAUUAAAAUUAUGGGAUUAUACUAAAGGCAAAUGUUUAAAAACUUAUGUUGGCCAUAAAAAUGAAAAAUAUUGUAUAUUUGCAAAUUUUUCUGUGACAGGUGGAAAGUGGAUAGUUUCUGGAUCAGAAGACAAUAUGGUAUAUAUUUGGAAUUUACAAUCUAAAGAAAUUGUACAGAAAUUACAAGGUCAUACAGAUGUAGUUUUAUGUACUUCAUGCCAUCCAACAGCAAAUAUAAUUGCUUCAGCAGCCUUAGAAAAUGACAAGACAAUAAAACUAUGGAAAAGUGAUACAUAAAGCUUAAUUUAAAGCUUGAACAUUAUUUUGUAUAAUUUGUAUAAAGGAAAUGGUUAUAUCAUCCUGCCUUAUGAUUAUAGUCUUAUUUUAAUUGUAAUCAACUGUAAAAUUAUCAACAAUAAUAGUAUUAGUUAAACUUAAAAAUCAUUAUU
Molecule: messenger RNA, 1340 nt
Organism: Diuraphis noxia (Russian wheat aphid)
Lineage: Eukaryota; Metazoa; Arthropoda; Insecta; Hemiptera; Aphididae
Gene: wds
Product: WD repeat-containing protein wds
Cellular component (GO): Set1C/COMPASS complex
Molecular function (GO): histone binding
Source: RefSeq, a predicted model, not a curated record